Messenger RNA from Penaeus chinensis, 1897 nucleotides. RefSeq lists its product as uncharacterized. Bases 53 to 1762 code for a protein of 569 amino acids. The transcript has 3 exons. Lineage: Eukaryota; Metazoa; Arthropoda; Malacostraca; Decapoda; Penaeidae. The record is from RefSeq and is a predicted model, not a curated record.
GCUGUCGAUCUGUUUAGGCCUCUGUUGUGUCCUGGAACUAAGUCUGGUCAAAAUGCGCGCCGCCGUCGCGAUGCUGGCCGUGGCCGUCGGGUGCGCCGCCCUCCCGUCCUACAAGGGCGCCCCCAGGCUGCCUCCGCUCGCGCCGGGACAGACCUUCUCCUUCCAGUCCAGCUCGGCGGCCUCGAGUUCCGCCUCGUCCUCGAGCCAUGACUCCUCCUCCAGCAGCUUCUCCUCCUCGGCCUCAGGAGUCAACUUCAACAAGGAGGCGUCUAGCUCCGCCUCGGCGGCAGCGAGCAGCUCCUCCUCCUCGUCGCUGUCCGGGUCCAUAGGCGGCGGAGAUUCCAGCGCCAGCUCGGCCUCCAGGGACUCCCUUGGGUCCUCCACUGGGUCUGCUGACGGGACGCUCGCAUCCUCAAGUGGCACUCACUCUGACACUCUGGCAUCCUCAAGUGGAUUCUUAUCUGGCGUCCAGGGAUCCACCUCUGGCACUGAGGGAUCCUCAGCUGGCUUCCAGGCUGGCACUCAAGGAUCCUCAACUGGCUUCCAGUCUGGCACUCAGGGUUCCUCAACUGGCUUCCAGUCUGGCACUCAGGGAUCUUCCUCUGGCACUCAGGGAUCCUCAACUGGCUUCCAGUCUGGCACUCAGGGUUCCUCAACUGGCUUCCAGUCUAGCACUCAGGGAUCUUCCUCUGGCACUCAGGUAUCCUCAACUGGCUUCCAGUCUGGCACUCAGGGAUCUUCCUCUGGCACUCAUGAAUCCUCAACUGGCUUCCAGUCUGGCACUCAGGGAUCUUCCUCUGGCACUCAGGGAUCCUCAACUGGCUUCCAGUCUGGCACUCAUGGUUCCUCAACUGGCUUCCAGUCUGGCACUCAGGGAUCUUCCUCUGGCACUCAGGGAUCCUCAACUGGCUUCCAGUCUGGCACUCAGGGAUCCUCAGCUGGCUUCCAGUCCGGCACUCAGGGUUCCUCAACUGGCUUCCAGUCCGGCACUCAGGGUUCCUCAACUGGCUUCCAGUCUGGCACUCAGGGAUCUUCCUCUGGCACUCAGGGGUCCUCAACUGGCUUCCAGUCCGGCACUCAGGGUUCCUCAACUGGCUUCCAGUCUGGCACUGAGGGAUCCUCAGCUGGCUUCCAGUCCGGCACUCAGGGUUCCUCAACUGGCUUCCAGUCUGGCACUCAGGGAUCUUCCUCUGGCACUCAGGGAUCCUCAACUGGCUUCCAGUCUGGCACUCAGGGAUCUUCCAGUCGGCACUCAGGGAUCCUCAACUGGCUUCCAGUCUGGCACUCAGGGAUCCUCAGCUGGCUUCCAGUCCGGCACUCAGGGUUCCUCAACUGGCUUCCAGUCUGGCACUCAGGGAUCCUCAACUGGCUUCCAGUCUGGCACUCAGGGAUCUUUCUCUGGCACUCAGGGUUCCUCAACUGGCUUCCAGUCUGGCACUCAGGGUUCCUCAACUGGCUUCCAGUCUGGCACUCAGGGUUCCUCAACUGGCUUCCAGUCCGGCACUCAGGGAUCCUCAGCUGUCUUCCAGUCUGGCACUCAGGGUUCCUCAACUGGCUUCCAGUCUGGCACUCAAGGAUCCUCAACUGGCUUCCAGUCCGGCACUCAGGGUUCCUCAACUGGCUUCCAGUCUGGCACUCAAGGAUCCUCAACUGGCUUCCAGUCUGGCACUCAGGGAUCUUCCUCUGGCACUCAGGGUUCCUCAGCUGGCUUCCACUCAGCUUCUCUGGGAUCCUCCUCUGGCCCUCAGGGAGGCUCCGUUGAAUUCGGUUCCUCCGAAUUUCCCUCAGGAUCUCUCGGCUCCGUCACUGGCUCUCAAGGACCCACAUCCGGGAACCAGUUUGGCGAUCUCGGGGCCUCAUCCGGGUCUGGCGUCAAGGGAUCUUCCUUUGUCUUCCA